UGGAAUCAGUCCGGGAUUGCCGGAGCCUGGAGUCUGGUUCAUUUCUUUCCCUGCCGACGUUUCGGCUGCUGUUUUGCCCAAGCCUCGAAGCCUUGGUUCUUAGUGAACAGGUAACAGAAGAAGCAAUUGAGGACUUGGGAGGAGAUUGAGAGGAUAAAAGUGAGUUAAAAGCGGCACGUGGAGGAGGUGGGGGGGGAAGUCAGGGUGGAGAUUCAUUAAAGCUCUCUGGAUUGAGCGUUGUUGAGAAACAAUUUUACCUCUAAUCCCUUAAAAAUCUUUAAAAGUCUCACCUAGUCUCUUCUUCCGGGGACUGUUUGCAGUGAGUUAGAAAGGAAUUUAUGCUCUUACUGAUGGUAGAUUUUCAAAUCCGGUGAUUAUGUGAUUGAUUCAGGCACGAAUCGUUGCCGCAGACUUUUUUCAUUGUAGGCACUUUAUCCUAUACGUUUAGCAGGGUUGUUGAUAAGGUUUUUCUUCCCCAAAAUUAAAUUCUGUAUUCUUCCUGUAUCCUCUUUUUUUUCUUUUCUUUUUUUUUUUUUUUUGGUUAAUUCACUCUUGGAAGAGAGCAAAGUUGGUAGAAAGGCUUGACUAAGGAAAGUGAAGGCAGCCACACUUUAUGAGGAGAGAAAAAGUGGGUAAUAACUGGGUGUAGCCCUGCCAGCCGCAUAAAUCACCCUCACUCUUAACAUCAGGUCUCUUUCUCCACCCUGCUUGUUCCAGCUAUUGAAACAUCCAUUUAGAGUUCAAAAAUUCCCUUGAGAAUUUGAUUAACCUCCCUACUCAAUCAGGGAAAAUUAGAGACCCGUGAAGAUAGUAUUCUGAAAGAUAAUUAUGAAAACUCUUAUUGUGGCAUGUACUAAUAAGUCUACAUACAAGGAUAGGUGUACUCUCCUUCACUACACUAAAAAAGUUUUUGGUGGGGAUGCAUCCUUUUUGAAUAUUUUCCUAACCUAGUUAGAAUUUUUCCAGUCACUAUGUUCAGGACUAUCCUUAUAUACAAGUCCCGGAGCUAGAUGAUGUAUGAAAAAACUUGUGAUGUGGGCUCUCAAGAAUAUGAGGAAAGACAGUGGGGGAUAUAAAAUGUGUAUUGUUAGUACAGUUAAUGAUACAAACAAACAAUCAAAGUGAAACUCCUACCCUUUGGAAAAGACCCAUUUUCCAAAAGGGGCAUGUCUGUAUUCCCGAUUAGAGGAGCAUAGCCUUACAUACCACCUCAAGUUUUAAAAAUCCAUUUAAAAAUCCAGCAGGAUCUUUUCAAGAGCAAGAUAGGAUGCAAUGACUGUUGUGGAUGUUGGGGGACUUAAACUGGAUCUUAAGGUAGAAAGGGUUAAGCCAAUCAGGGAGAAAGAGGAAGUAGGUUGCAGAGGAGAAAGAAUGGUAGUCAAGACAUGAUUCCAGAAGUAUGAGUCUGGAGGAGAGGUGCAACCAUCCUAAAAGGGUUCCAAAUACUUAGAUAGGGAGUUUGGAUUUAAUUCUCUAGCCAAGAGGAAAGAUGAGAAGAGUAGGAUGAGAAGAGUAGCAUGAUCAGAACUAGGCUUUAUAAAUAUGAAUAAGAACUAUGAAUAAUGUGCUAUAAUAAAUAAACAGGAAACCAUGAAAUUUGCAGUUAAACAAUAAUGAGGUAGAAAAUGGCUUAGUUGGAUUAUAGUAGAAUAAAUGGAAAUGCAGGAACAUUUUGAAGGAAGAAUUAGAUUGUUGAUUUGAUAGGAGGGGUGAAACAGAAUGAGAAAUCAGUACUGACUGACUGCAAAUCUUCAAAUAUUGGUAACUGGGAAAAUAACAUACCAUAAAUAGAAGCAGGGAUCUUAUACAUAAAAUGCAAGCUAGUUAGUGUAGAGGGAAGACUAUCUUAGUAUGUUAAGUUUAAGAUGCUGUCCAAAUAAUCUUUUUCCCCCUCACCUGAUAAUAGAUUUUUUAAAUUGAUUUUAGAGAGAGGAACAUCGAUAGGUUGCCUUCUAUAGGCACCCCAGCCUGAUUGAACCUGCAACCAAGUGUCUUUUCAGAAUUUGCCCACUUUUCUGGUACAACUAGUUGCAAUGGCUGGGAAUAAAGGAAGAGGACGGGCUGCUUAUACCUUCAAUAUUGAGGCAGUUGGAUUUAACAGAGGUGAAAAGUUACCUGAUGUAGUAUUGAAACCACCUCCACUGUUCCCUGAUACAGAUUAUAAACCAGUGCCACUGAAAACAGGAGAGGGUGAAGAUUAUAUGCUGGCCUUGAAACAGGAGUUGAGAGAAACUGUGAAAAGAAUGCCUUAUUUUAUAGAAACACCUGAAGAAAAAGAAGAUAUUGAAAGGUAUAGUAAAAGAUAUAUGAAGGUGUACAAGGAAGAGUGGAUACCAGAUUGGAGGAGACUCCCACGAGAGAUGAUGCCAAAGAAAAAGUACAAAAAAGCAGGUUCAAAAUCCAAAAAGGUGGAUAAUACUAGCAAAGACACUUCACUCACUAACACUGCAGAUGUAUUGAAAAAAAUUGAGGAAUUGGAAAAGAGAGGCGAUGGUGAAAAAUCAGAUGAGGAAAAUGAAGAGAAAGAAGGAAGCAAAGAGAAAAAUAAAGAAGGUGAUGAAGAUGAAGAAGAUGAUGCUGUGGAACAAGAGGAAUAUGAUGAAGAAGAGCAUGAAGAGGAAAAUGACUACAUUAAUUCCUACUUCGACAAUGGAGAAGAUUUUGGUGCAGACAGUGAUGACAACAUGGAUGAAGCAACCUAUUAGCUAUGAAAUUUCUCAAAAAAUAUUUUUAUGAUACAGCUUCUGAACAUUUGGACAGACUCAUUUCCUAUUUUAUUUCUGAUGAGGAAUGAGUAAGUAUUUUAUUUCUGUUCCUGUUUUGUUGGACAGUAUUUGUUACCAAAACAUUCAGAAGCAUUUUGAGUUUACAUACUAGUUACUUUACCAAUAAGUCUCUGACACUCUGACAUUCCUUCUUAACACUUCUUUAUCCCACUUAAGUAUUCAAAUGAAAAUUUUAUUUUUGGUAUUAUUUGGAUUAGAAUGUGCAUCUUUUAAUCUGUUUUUAUACUUGAACAAAUUAUUCUUAACUGCUGACCUCAUCAUAAUAGAUUUCUAUAACCUGAAAGCUGAUUUAAUACUGCACAUGGAGCACUUUAAAAACAAAGAAACUUGAAAAUAAUUUUUCUUUUUAUCUUUCCAUGGUAUGUUCUAUGCUACUAUAUUAUGACUACAUAAACCUACCUAAGCUCUUACAAGUGCAUAUGAGGUAAGGAGUUUAAUGAUCAAAAAUAUAUACAAGGAAAAAAGCCAAUCAGAGCUGUAUAAAUUGCACAGCUUAAAUCUCAGCCAGUAUAAAGACUUUGAAUGAAUGUUAAAAAUACUUGAAUUUGGGGUUAUCUUCAUAUCAUGCAAUAUAUGAAUUAAUCAUCUCACUGUAAUAAGUCUGAUAUUUUGAAUAGUUGGGCUUAU
Molecule: messenger RNA, 3413 nt
Organism: Phyllostomus discolor (pale spear-nosed bat)
Lineage: Eukaryota; Metazoa; Chordata; Mammalia; Chiroptera; Phyllostomidae
Gene: POLR3G
Product: RNA polymerase III subunit G
Exons: 8
Coding region: 2034-2705 (223 amino acids)
Biological process (GO): transcription by RNA polymerase III; cell population proliferation
Cellular component (GO): RNA polymerase III complex
Source: RefSeq, a predicted model, not a curated record